UUUGAUCGGAUGCUCAUGGUUUUGAUUUCUUUGUGAGUAACUGUAUAUAAAAAGUCCCACAUUGACUGUAAAUGAGAAUUUAACCCACACCUAAGCCUAUAAAUAUGGCCCCUCACCAUUUCUUUUCAUCUCGAAAUUUGUAUUCCUUCUCUAUUAUAAAGGGUGGUUGUUUACUCAAUCUUGCCCAAGUUGUAAUUUUGAAGUCCAACAAAUAAUUAGUGGUGCUUGGAGACAUAGCAGCUAUGAUAAACUCUAAUUAUUAUUAUUAUAAUAAUAAUAUAACAAUAAGAGACCAUCAUCAACUUCAUCAUCAUCAUAAGAUUUCAAAGAAGGCUAUUAUUACUAUUAAUAAUAGUAAAAUAAUGAACGUGGCAACUCCUCCAAUUAUGCCGAAAACUUCGCCGGUCCCACCACCUCUACAGCCGCCGGAGAAGAAGAGCCUUCGCCGUGAAUGGAGCGGCUCCGAUCAUCAUGUUGCGUGGACCAGUGUUCGCCAAGAAAGAUGGGAAGGAGAGCUUCUUGUUGAUGGAGAUAUACCACUAUGGCUGAAUGGGACGUACCUAAGGAAUGGUCCUGGCUUGUGGCACAUAGGAAAUUACGAUUUCCGCCACUUAUUCGACGGCUACGCCACUCUCGUCAAGCUCAACUUUCGAGACGGCCGCCUUAUUGCGGGCCACCGCCAAGUAGAAUCUGAUGCCUACAAGGCAGCUAAGAAGAAUAACAAGCUUUGUUAUCGCGAGUUCUCUGAAACACCCAAAACUGAUAAUUUUUUGGCGUAUAUAGGAGAACUCGCGAAUCUCUUGUCAGGCUCAUCGCUCACUGACAACGCUAAUACUGGCGUUGUCAAGUUGGGCGACGGCAGAGUUGUCUGUUUGACAGAAACUCAGAAGGGUUCGAUAAUUAUCGACCCUGAAACACUUGAGACUGUUGGGAAGUUUGAGUAUAGCGACUCUUUGGGUGGUUUGAUCCACUCGGCGCACCCUAUUGUGACGGAGACGGAGUUCUUGACUUUGUUGCCGGACUUGAUUAGCCCCGGUUACUUGGUGGUGAGGAUGGAGCCUGGGAGCAAUGAGAGAAAGGUGAUUGGUAGAGUGAACUGCCGUAAUGGGCCGUCCCCGGGAUGGGUCCACUCAUUCCCGGUGACGGAACACUACGUAGUGGUACCCGAGAUGCCACUGAGGUAUUGUGCUCAGAAUCUACUCAAGGCUGAGCCAACACCUUUGUACAAGUUUCAAUGGCAUCCUGAAUCUAAAGCCUUCAUGCAUGUGAUGUGCAAGAGCAGUGGCAAAAUUGUGGCGAGUGUGGAGGUGCCGUUGUUCAUAACAUUUCAUUUCAUAAAUGCUUAUGAAGAGAAAGAUGAAGAAGGAAGAGUUAGGGCAAUAGUAGCAGAUUGUUGUGAGCAUAAUGCUGAUACCACAAUUCUUGAUAAACUUACUCUUCAUAAUCUUCGCUCUUAUAACGGCCAACAUGAUGUUUUACCUGAUGCCAGAGUGGGUAGGUUCAGAAUUCCAUUGGAUGGGAGUCCAUAUGGGAAGCUUGAAGCAGCAUUAGAUGCCAAUGAACAUGGGAGAGGCAUGGAUAUGUGUAGCAUAAAUCCAUCUUACUUAGGCCAAAAAUACAGAUAUGCUUAUGCUUGUGGUGCUCAACGCCCAUGCAACUUUCCCAACACCAUUACUAAGAUUGAUUUAGUAGAGAAAAAGGCUAAAAAUUGGUACGAGGAAGGUGUAGUACCUUCCGAACCAUACUUCGUGGCUCGACCAGGAGCAACAGAAGAAGAUGACGGUGUAGUAAUAUCGAUGAUUAGUGAGAAAAAUGGAGGUGGAUACGCAUUGUUAUUGGAUGCAUCUACCUUUGAAGAGAUUGCAAGAGCAAAGUUUCCCUAUGGUCUUCCCUAUGGACUCCAUGGCUGCUGGGUUCCAAAUCCAAACAAAUAAAUUAGCUUAUAUAUAUACACAAUAGAGUUCAUCAGAAGUUGAAGAUUAAUUUGUUCUAGCUAGAUAUAGCUAAGGUAGAUGAUGGGUAAACUGCAAGGGCUAUAAAUAUAUACAGAUAUAGAUGUAAUUAUAUGUGGAAAUUGGGAUGUGUUUAUACAUGUAACAAUUUAUCAUGUAUGGUGUGGGAUAUUGAAUGAGAGUGAAUGUACUAUGAUUUUGGUUCUUUUUGUUUUGUAUACAUAAAAUAAUAAUAAAAGCUUUCACU
Messenger RNA from Cannabis sativa, 2199 nucleotides. Its product is annotated as carotenoid cleavage dioxygenase 8 homolog B, chloroplastic. Bases 243 to 1934 code for a protein of 563 amino acids. The record is from RefSeq and is a predicted model, not a curated record. Gene Ontology annotation, molecular function: carotenoid dioxygenase activity. Lineage: Eukaryota; Viridiplantae; Streptophyta; Magnoliopsida; Rosales; Cannabaceae. Gene Ontology annotation, cellular component: chloroplast. The transcript is spliced from 8 exons. Gene Ontology annotation, biological process: carotene catabolic process.